Messenger RNA from Dacryopinax primogenitus, 1824 nucleotides. RefSeq lists its product as uncharacterized. The record is from RefSeq and is a predicted model, not a curated record. Lineage: Eukaryota; Fungi; Basidiomycota; Dacrymycetes; Dacrymycetales; Dacrymycetaceae. Gene Ontology annotation, molecular function: iron ion binding; oxidoreductase activity. Bases 1 to 996 code for a protein of 331 amino acids. Gene Ontology annotation, biological process: lipid biosynthetic process. The transcript is spliced from 5 exons.
AUGUCAAACAGCAGCAUAUACUACCCCUUUCCACCCUACGACCUUGUACCCGAACCUGUCACUUUCCCCAUCUACUAUGCCCCGCGCCCCUCAGUCAUCCCAGGCGUAUCAGACGCCCAUCUCUCCCUCGCAGCUCCAGUACUUACAUACUGGGGCUACUCCCUCAUCUUUCACAUCUUCGACACCUAUCCAGAAUACUUCCCGUGGCUCGACAAGUAUAGGAUCCACGACAGCGAAGAGAUGAAGUCACGCAACCUUGUCACAAAGUGGCAGGUCCUUCGUGCUGUCGUCUUCCAACACGCGAUACAAACUCUGCUCGGACUGUGGUGGAUGGAGGAGGUGAAAGAGAGCACAAACCAUGCUGCUGCUAUGCGCCAACUCGCACCGUGGGUCGUCAGUCUCUCAAACCUGAUUCUGGGACCGCGCAUCGCCCGUACGCUCCUGCAGCAGUACGGCACGAGCAUCGUCGAGUUCGUGUACUGGUGGGCAAUCCCCACCAUACAGCUCCUAUUUGCAACCUUCCUCGUCGACACAUGGCAAUAUUUCUGGCAUCGCGCGUUCCACAUGAACAAGUUCCUAUAUCGGCAAUUCCACUCACACCACCACCGAUUGUACGUUCCUUACGCCUUUGGCGCGUUAUACAACCACCCGCUUGAGGGUUUCGUGCUCGACAGCGUCGGAACGGUCAUCGCCGAGGCCGUCUCGGGGAUGAAUGUCCGCCAAGCGACGGUGCUCUUCAUGCUCGCCACGUUCAAGACAGUGGACGAUCACUGUGGAUACGCUAUCCCGUGGGACCCGUUCCAGCUACUGUUCGGGAACAACGCGGACUACCAUGAUAUCCACCACCAGCAGGCAGGCAUCAAGCGCAAUUUCUCACAGCCGUUUUUCACCCACUGGGACUACAUCCUCGGCACCCGGCUGACAAGAAAAGACUUUGAGGCAAGCAAGAACAAGGGGAAGGCAGCGCAGGAGCAGAAAAAGCUCAAGGAAGUCUGAGCGCAUCCUGUAUGCUUCUCUCUGGCUUGGGUUGUGGGAGGAAGGUGGGGUGCAUGCGGUUCGUUCGUUCGUUAUGCUGGAUGGCGGUGUGGAUUGGCUCGUCCUGUUUUCCGUUUGACCGCCAUUUGGACACUCGCGGCUCACUCUCUUUGUAUGGAUAUACUAAUGCGUAAUACUGUAGACUCUUGCUACUAGUCCUGACAUGGCCAGAUUGUGUCAUACCCGUUGAAUCUAUGUCACUGCAGAAAUGAAUUGACCACACCUCAUUCUGAAUCGUUACAUCCUGAACCGGAGAUACGCCAUCAGCAAAGCACAGCAGCCUGUCGCAACAGUUACAAGAUACUGCAAUGUAUUUUGCUUGGACGUCUCGAUUGCCGUCCUCAAGCCAGCGAUCUCACUCUCAAUCCUCGUAUCCACCUCCCGAACCUUCUGUUCCUGUGCACUCAUCUCAUCCCUUAGUCUCCCCUUUUCCAAAUUCAGGUCCAGCCUCACACCAGCCUGCGUGCGGGCGAUCUCCUCCCUCAGCCUCUGCUUAAGCCGCUCGACCUCGCCCGUGAGCCUAUCGUUGUCCGCCUUCAUAAUGGCCAGGUCGUUCUUCUCCAUCAGCUGCAUCUCAGACUUCAGCUGUGCGAAAUCCACUUUCUGCGUAUACAAGUACUUCUCCUGCUCAGGCUUCGUGACCAUGUUCUCCAUCAUAUUCCUAAUGCUCUCAUCCACCACGUCGGCCAUAGCACCCAUCACGCCUUCGGCUUGGAUUCGGGUCAGUCCCUCCUUCUCGAGCCGCUCGACAAACCGGUGCGUGUCGAAGUUGGCAUUAUGAGGCGAGGG